AUGACCUUGUACAGGUCAGCCUUGGCCGCGGCGGCCGUGGCUCUUGUUCCACUCACUCAAGCAUGGAACAUUGAGCUGCCUCCCUGCAUUGAGCCUUUCAAGCCAUUCGUUUACUCCGGCUGUUUUCAAGAUGGAAAUCCCAAUGCCCUCAUCUUCAGGUCAAGCAUUGACCAGAAUAACAUGACGGUUGAGAAGUGUAUUGCUGAAUGCAAGGGCAAUGGCUUCCGUUAUGCUGGUCUCGAAUACUAUGGUGUUUGUUUCUGUGGUGCCACCGUCAAUGGGGCUCAGCUCGACGAGUCCAAGUGCUCAUUUCCCUGCAGCGGAAACAAAACUCAGACGUGCGGCGGCGACAACACUCUCUCUGUCUACCAGGAUCCCACCUUUCCCACCGAAGACGUCGACGUUGAUGAUUACAAGCUUCUUGGCUGCUACACUGAUGACUCAACCAAGGGCCGUACACUCUCUUACCCCAUUGACCUGGAGCCGUCUACUUUCACUACCAAGAAAUGUCUUGCUGCUUGUGAGAAGGAAGGCUUCCCCUUUGCUGGCGUGGAGUUUGGCAAGGAGUGUUGGUGUGGUGUUGUCCUCGCCAACGAUACCGCCAAGGUUGAUGCGUCCCAGUGCAACAUGCCUUGCCAGGGUGAUGCUUCUGAUACUUGUGGUGGACGGGGUCGUAUGAACUUGUGGGUUGCUAAGGAUCUUGAGUCUCUUGAGCCUUGUGGUCAUAAGCCUAGCACGACUACCACUCCUCUGCCUCCUAUUACUACUACCACGAAGAAGCCUUCUGAUACAACCACUACCCAGAAGCCUACUACUACAACCACUAAGCCUGAUACCACGACCAAGAAGCCUUCUACUACGUCUACCAAGCCUGACACCACCACCAAGAAGCCCACCACAACUACUAAGCCUGAUACAACUACCAAGAAGCCAACUACAACAUCGACUUGUGAUGAUGAGACUACCACCACCAAGAAGCCAACCACUACUACCAAGCCUGAUACCACAACCAAGAAGCCGACUACCACCACCAAGCCUGAUACCACAACCAAGAAACCUACCACAACUACUAAGCCCGACACCACGACCAAGAAGCCGUCUACUACUACCAAGCCGGAUACUACCAAGAAGCCCACCACAACUACUAAGCCUGAUACAACUACGAAGAAACCAACUACAACCUCGACUUGUGAUGAUGAGACUACCACCACCAAGCGUGGCACUACAACUAAGAAGUCUACUUCAACUUCAACUUGUGAUGAUGAGACGACUACGACCAGAAGACCUCAUACCACCACAACCAGACGCAACACGUCGACCAAGCCCACAACCACUACCAAGCGAGACACCACAACAACAAGACGGCCUCAUACUACUACCACCAAGCGUUUCACCACGACUACUAAGCCAACCACGACCAAAAAGGUUCCUCACACUACUACCAACCUUUGCACGGCCACUGUUACUCUGCCCCCCAAGUGCGAGUGGAAGUGUGGUAACUGGUGCGCUCCUCCUCUGCCGCCCUGGGCAGACAGGAACGGCUGCACCAUUGCACAGAAGACUUGCCACAAGCAGAUCUCUUCUUGCUUCAAGAACGCCGGAUGGCCUGGCUCCGUUGAGUGCUUCAAGUUCAAGGCUUGGUGUGCAUACAUUGACACUUACUGCUCAUCUUCUUGCCCUUCCAACAAGUGUGGUAAAUCGGAUUGCUGGAACAAGCACCACGGCGGCGGCAAGCCUCCUGGUAAUCCUCCUACUACUACUACCACUGUCUACCCAUGCCCAACUACCAGCAAACCAGUUCCUACCACCACCAAGCCCGGUCCUGGAUGCCCCAAGCCAACUAACAUCUGCACCCAGCCUACCAACCAGAGGUACGGCUAUGGUCCUGGAAAGCCCGUUGGCGGCAUUCCACUGCCCGUUGUAGACUGCAAUGAUGUCAAAGAAGAGUUCGAUCAGAAGCCCUUCAAGUUCUACACUGAUGCCGAUACCCGCAAGUGCCCUGGCUUCCCUUGGCCGCAGUGGCCCAACGUGUGUGCGCAGGCUUGUAAGGAACAGUACACCGAGUGUGUCGAGACUUAUAUCAAGGGCUGUGAGGAUGGCAAUCUCUAUGACCGAUCCUGGUCGAGCUCCUCUUCCUCGUCUUCCUGGUCUGGCUCGUGGUCAGGAAAUGGAGGUGCCGCCGCCUGUGCCGUUGCUGGCUCUGGAAACUCCGGAGCCUGGGCUAGAGCCGGUUCCGACAACGUUCAAUGCUGGGGUAAGGGCGGCAACAAGCCUAGCUCUGCUCUUGAGCGUUGCAAGGCUCAGUACCAGGACUGUGUGAAUGUUAACCAGUGGGUUAACCCCAGGGACAAGUGCAAGUACUGGCCCGGCUGCUAA
Molecule: messenger RNA, 2376 nt
Organism: Pochonia chlamydosporia 170
Lineage: Eukaryota; Fungi; Ascomycota; Sordariomycetes; Hypocreales; Clavicipitaceae
Product: glyoxal oxidase precursor
Exons: 2
Coding region: 1-2376 (791 amino acids)
Source: RefSeq, a predicted model, not a curated record